GCUGUGCUGUGGCGGCGGCGGUAGUGGCGGUGGCGGUGGCGGCGGCGCCCGGGCGGUAGCAGCCGCAACAGCAGCAGCCCCGAGGAGGGUGAGGCGGCUGCGGUGGCGGCAGCUCGGAAGUCAGGCGGGACCCAGAGCUUCCCGCCUGUCGCUGGCGCGGAGGCUUUGCCUUUCCGCCGCCCGCUGUUCCCUCACGGCCCUGGCCGGGGCAGGGCAGCGCGCCCCCGGGCAGGGGCGGAGCCGUAGAUGUAUACCCAAGAGAAAAGAAAACACAUGUUCACACAAGACUUGUAUGCAGAUGUUCAUAGCAGCAUUAUUCAUAAUAGCAAAAACUGGAACCAUUCUGAAUGUCCAUAGCUGAUAUGGUGUAAGAUAUUUCUUCAAGACUGCACAGCUGAGGACCUGUUAUUUCUGAUUAGCCUUAAGCAGACUUGUAGCCAUAGAGAAACCUCACGGAGUUCCGUAUUUUGUUUUCUGCUUUACACCUUUCCUGGCACCUAAACUCAUCUUGCAACCAUGUAUGGAAGUGCUCGCUCAGUUGGGAAGGUAGAACCCAGCAACCAGAGCCCUGGGCGUUCACCUAGGCUUCCACGUUCCCCUCGCUUGGGUCAUCGUCGAACCAAUAGUACAGGAGGGAGUUCUGGAAGCAGUGUUGGAGGUGGCAGUGGAAAAACCCUUUCAAUGGAGAAUAUCCAAUCCUUAAAUGCUGCCUAUGCCACAUCUGGCCCUAUGUACUUAAGUGACCAUGAAAAUGUGGGUUCAGAAACACCUAAAAGCACCAUGACACUUGGCCGUUCUGGGGGACGUCUGCCUUAUGGUGUUAGGAUGACUGCUAUGGGCAGCAGCCCCAAUAUAGCUAGCAGUGGGGUUGCUAGUGACACCAUAGCAUUUGGAGAGCAUCACCUCCCUCCUGUGAGUAUGGCAUCCACCGUUCCUCAUUCUCUUCGUCAGGCAAGAGAUAACACAAUCAUGGAUCUGCAGACACAGCUGAAGGAAGUAUUAAGGGAAAACGACCUCUUGCGGAAGGAUGUGGAAGUAAAGGAGAGCAAAUUAAGUUCUUCAAUGAAUAGUAUCAAGACCUUCUGGAGCCCAGAGCUGAAGAAAGAACGAGCCCUGAGAAAAGAUGAAGCUUCCAAAAUCACUAUUUGGAAGGAACAGUAUAGAGUUGUGCAGGAGGAAAACCAGCACAUGCAGAUGACAAUCCAGGCUCUCCAGGAUGAAUUGCGAAUCCAGAGGGACCUGAACCAGCUGUUUCAGCAAGAUAGUAGCAGUAGGGCUGGUGAACCUUGUGUGGCAGAGCUGACGGAGGAGAACUUUCAGAGGCUGCAUGCUGAGCAUGAGCGCCAGGCCAAAGAGCUAUUCCUUCUUCGAAAGACUCUGGAGGAAAUGGAGCUACGUAUUGAGACCCAGAAGCAAACCCUAAAUGCUCGGGAUGAAUCCAUCAAGAAGCUUCUGGAGAUGUUGCAGAGCAAAGGACUUUCUGCUAAGGCUACCGAGGAAGACCAUGAGAGAACAAGACGACUGGCAGAGGCGGAGAUGCACGUCCACCACCUGGAAAGCCUUUUGGAGCAGAAGGAAAAAGAGAACAACAUGUUGAGAGAGGAGAUGCAUCGGAGAUUUGAGAAUGCCCCUGAUUCUGCCAAAACAAAAGCUCUGCAAACUGUUAUUGAAAUGAAGGAUUCCAAAAUUUCCUCUAUGGAGCGUGGGCUCCGAGACUUGGAGGAGGAAAUUCAGAUGCUGAAAUCGAAUGGGGCUUUGAGUACUGAAGAAAGGGAGGAAGAAAUGAAGCAAAUGGAGGUCUAUCGGAGCCAUUCGAAAUUUAUGAAAAAUAAGGUAGAGCAACUGAAGGAGGAACUAAGUUCGAAAGAGGCUCAAGGGGAGGAGCUGAAAAAGAGAGCGGCUGGUCUUCAGGCUGAGGUCUUUGCCAUUGGCCAGGUGAAGCAGGAGCUGUCCAGAAAGGACACAGAACUUCUAGCUCUACAGACAAAGCUAGAAACACUCACGAACCAGUUUUCAGACAGCAAGCAACACAUUGAAGUGCUGAAGGAGUCCUUGACCGCUAAGGAGCAAAGGGCUGCCAUCCUACAGACUGAGGUGGAUGCUCUCCGAUUGCGUCUGGAAGAGAAGGAAACCAUGCUGAAUAAGAAGACAAAACAAAUUCAGGAUAUGGCUGAGGAGAAGGGGACACAAGCUGGAGAGAUACAUGACCUCAAGGACAUGCUGGAUGUGAAGGAGCGGAAGGUUAAUGUUCUACAGAAGAAGAUUGAAAAUCUUCAAGAGCAACUUAGAGAUAAGGAAAAGCAGAUGAGCAGCUUGAAAGAACGAGUCAAAUCCCUACAGGCUGACACCACCAACACCGACACCGCCUUGACCACUUUGGAGGAGGCCCUUGCAGAGAAAGAGCGGACAAUUGAGCGCUUAAAGGAGCAGCGGGACAGAGAUGAGCGAGAGAAGCAAGAGGAAAUUGAUAACUACAAAAAAGAUCUUAAAGAUUUGAAAGAAAAAGUCAGCCUAUUGCAAGGCGAUCUCUCAGAGAAAGAGGCUUCGCUCUUGGAUCUGAAAGAGCAUGCUUCUUCCCUGGCUUCCUCAGGACUCAAGAAAGAUUCACGGCUUAAGACACUAGAGAUUGCUUUGGAGCAGAAGAAGGAGGAGUGUCUAAAAAUGGAAUUGCAGUUGAAAAAAGCACAUGAGGCAACAUUGGAAGCCAGAGCCAGCCCAGAGAUGAGUGACCGAAUACAGCAAUUGGAGAAAGAGAUUGCCAGGUACAAAGAUGAAUCUAGCAAGGCCCAGGCAGAAGUUGACCGCCUCUUGGAAAUCUUGAAGGAGGUGGAAAAUGAGAAGAAUGACAAAGAUAAGAAGAUUGCCGAGUUGGAAAGUCUCACCUCAAGGCAAGUGAAAGACCAGAAUAAGAAAGUAGCCAAUCUGAAGCACAAGGAACAGGUGGAAAAGAAGAAGAGUGCACAGAUGCUAGAGGAGGCUCGACGAAGGGAGGACAAUCUCAAUGACAGCUCCCAGCAGCUACAGGACAGUCUCCGUAAGAAGGAUGACAGGAUUGAAGAGCUGGAAGAAGCACUAAGAGAAAGUGUACAGAUAACUGCAGAGCGAGAAAUGGUGCUAGCACAAGAGGAAUCAGCCAGGACCAAUGCUGAAAAACAGCUGUUGAGUGAAACAUUGCAUGAGACCAGUCAUUUGGGCUUUAAGUGGUUGAAGGUGGAAGAGUUACUGAUGGCUAUGGAGAAAGUGAAGCAGGAGCUGGAGUCCAUGAAAGCAAAGCUGUCCUCUACUCAGCAGUCCCUGGCAGAAAAGGAAACUCAUUUGACCAAUCUUCGGGCAGAGAGAAGGAAACACCUAGAGGAAGUUCUGGAGAUGAAGCAAGAAGCUCUUCUCGCUGCCAUUAGUGAAAAAGAUGCCAAUAUAGCUCUUUUGGAGCUUUCAUCCUCUAAGAAAAAGACCCAAGAGGAAGUGGCUGCGCUAAAGCGGGAGAAGGAUCGGCUGGUGCAGCAGCUCAAACAGCAGACACAAAAUCGAAUGAAGUUAAUGGCUGACAACUACGAGGAUGACCACUUCAAAUCCUCCCACUCCAAUCAGACCCACCGUAAGCCCUCCCCAGACCAGAUCAUCCAGUCCCUCUUAGAACUUGACCAAAAUAGAAGCAAAUUAAAGUUGUAUAUUGGACACCUGACAGCCCUCUGCCAUGACCGAGACCCCCUGAUCCUUCGUGGACUCACUCCACCAGCUUCCUACAACUUGGACGAUGACCAGGCAGCUUGGGAGAAUGAGCUGCAGAAGAUGACCCAGGAACAGCUUCAGAAUGAAUUAGAAAAAGGUGAACGGGACAAUGCAGACCUGCAGGAGUUUGCCAAUGCCAUUCUCCAACAGAUAGCAGAUCACUGCCCUGACAUCCUGGAGCAAGUGGUCAACGCGUUAGAAGAGUCGUCCUGACCCUGCUGCCUGGGGAGGGCGAGCCCAGCAGCCCGGCAGAGUGAGCCCCAGGAGCCAAGAAAGGAGAACUACGAGGAGCGGGCCCCCAGAAACUUCUUGGCACCAAACAAACACUGCGAACCCUAUCCUAUCUUGGUCAGUCCUUCAAGUGUGAUUCCAGCACCAUUGCUACAUGUGUCAUCUUACUCUGCCCUUCUACUUUGGAUGUUGUCUCUACACUAAUUUUCUUGAUGUCCAGGGUGGGUAAGUGGCCAAGUCUCCCUGAAGAACUGCCAUCCAGUCAGCACCAGUGGAGAACUGUGGAAGCUGGUGGCUCUUCCCUUACAGACGGGCAUGGAGUAGAGAGCCCUCUUACCUCUGUGCUUGGCAUGAGAACUAAAUCUGGAAUCUACUUGGAGUUCAACAUAUUGAGAGAAUACUUCCCAAUGGACCAGAGAGCUGUCUGUUCUAAUAUCACAACAGGUGCUUUCUCCUAAAAGAGUUUUUAAAAAUCACAAAAAGAGUAUUAGAAAAAGAGAGAACAGGGACAAAGAGAAAACCGACUCUUCUUUAUGCUACUUCUUUUGUUGACUUUUCCUGUCUGGUGUUUUAUGCAGAGGAGCUACAAGCAGGCCUCAUGAUGGCUAAGUGAACACUAAUACCCCUGGUUUUGAGUCUUCACCCAGCCCACUCUGUGUCACCUGUCCUUGCUCUUCUCCCCAAACAGUGAACAAGAGGGUGGUGUGACCAGUUCUCCCCUAGUCCCUCUUGUUUAAGACCUCUGACUUUAUUCUACUUUGUUUGCUGGAUCAUGUGUCUCUAGUUGAAAGAGAAGAGCGUUUGACCUGAGGCACUGCCGUCACCACCUGCAGCUCUGCCUCUGUGGCAGAUGACGGUCCCUUAGGAUCAGGCUGCUUUCUCCCGAACAUCUCCCUCAUCAGCAUUCUAGGCCCCUGAGCUCCAAAACAAUGCUUCUGCCUUCCCACCACCCAUGCUCCAAGCUCUUACAGCCCAGUGGUCACUGAUGCUCAUGACCCACCUUUCACCCUUUUAACUUUACUCUUGAUUUGCACUCCCAGAACCAUGGCCUCAUGCAUUGCCUGGAAGCUCCCUCGGGCAUAAAUGAAUGUUUCUCAUCCCACACGCAUUUCUUCCUCCAUUCUUUCAUUCAAAGAAUAUUUAUGAAAUGCCUACUGCAUGCAAGUCACUGAUAGGCACCCAUGUAUGAAAGAAGUCUCUUUUCAGUGAGGGAGAGGCAUAAAGGAUUCUAUGAGACAUACCUGGUUGAGUCAAAGCAGUAAAAGGCAUAACUUUCCCCUCCCCCAUCCUAAUAGAAGGUAUCUUUUCCAGAAAAAUCUUCCACAAAUCAGCAUUUCUCAUUUCUCAUUGUAAUGGAAUUGAUGGGUUUAGAGGAUAGGGGACUGAGUCACUUACUUGCCUGCAGGAUUCCACUUGGUGAUUCAGGAGUUUUGUUUGUAGUCAUUACCCUGAAGGAAUGUUCUGUUUAUGAGGCUACGAUAGCAGAUAGUGUUUUCUUAACAUAUCUUUGUACACAUCAUGGAACUUGGCCAGCUCCAUGUUACAAAUUAGAAAAUUGACUCCAAAGUUGCAAAUCCAAUUGAAAGUAUUGGCAUUUUGAAAGGCAUUUUUCCCAAGCAUAGACAAUAACAGUCCUAAACAGGCAGGCACCAAGAACUAGACCGCUUAACCCAAACCUAGCCCUUCGACCAUGUCUACGGCCAGACACCUGCCAGGCACUCACGCCUUCUGAUAAGAGUUGCUGAGCUAAAUGUUUUUGUCUUGCAUUUUUUCCUUUCCCCUUCCCUAAUUACUCACCCAAAGAAUCUGAUGCUGCCUGUAAAGUCAUCGCAGCCAUCGGUUCAGUAUCUUCCCACCAGCAGCCCUUGACGGUCCCAUUAACUUAUAUGGUCAAAUCUGCAGCUGCCCUGAUUCCCCACUGUAAAGCACUCUCUCCCUGUGAGAAGCUGUGGAGUGUUCCUUAUCGAAGGUUUAAAUGGACUCUGCUCGUAAACUUCUUCCUGAGAGGCUUCCUGAUGGCCAGGCUGGCCAGAACCAGGGUGCAGGGGUUAGAUAGUAAAUGCCAUGGUCAUUUGUGGUCAAUUACCUCAAUUCCAUUUAUUUAUUGCACUGCCCAUAAAUCUUGUAGAAAGCCCCCAGUAUUUUAGGGCUGGAGUAUUCGAAUCUCACUUUAUCUAUCAUAAUGCAAAGAACUGCGGUAUGAUACCAGCCUUCCUAGGACUACAGCAGAACAGAGAACGCAGAAGAGGCUAGCCCCAAAGAAGUGGCCUGGCCUGGCCUGGUACUGACUGGCUGCUCUUUAGCUGGUCUGGCAAGAGAGGGCAUGAAGCAGGUCUCCUUGGAUCCUGCUGAUUCCACCUUUACCAUCAAAUACAACACCUGCCGCUCUAGCCCACUUGUGCGUGCCUCACUGCACCUCCUUCCUUCACCUUGUUUCAACCCUUCCUGUUGCUUCCGCUCCAAACCUUAUAGAAUUCCUCUGGACAAGUGCUUCUGAGAAGAGCUUUCUGAGGCAGACAUCAUCUGUCUAGUCUCCAUGACCCAGAGCAGGGAGUCUCCUUGAUUCUUCUUGGGUGGUCAUCUUGGCAUCUCGUGUGGUUCUGAGGACUGUUCGGUCCUAGAUGAAAGUAGGCUCUGGCUAAAGUUUAAUAGUGAACAUGACCUGCCUUUAUAUUAUAGGGGCAAAGUUAAUACAGUUUCUAGCAUUUAGAGUAUCUUACUGAGUUUAGAUCAUUGAGCCAACAUACUAAAUGCACAAUCCCAUCACAUAAGGACUUGUCAUUCCAUGAACCUCUUCUGGUAUUCAUGAUUUCACAAGGUCAUGAAACUUCUACCGAAGGCUGUGUAGCCUUGAAAACUCACUACAGGUUGCCCUAAUAUUCACCAAAUUCAUCCAUUCCAUUGGCAAAUCUAGUUGCCCCUCAGCGCCUAAAAAUCUGUACCCCAAAUCAAGAUCAUCUUAAAGGGGACAAGAAGAAGAAGAGUGGGUGGAAUCCAACCUGGGGCUCGUGACUGAAGAAAUACAAUGUCACUUUCUCAUCUUUCCAUAUGCCUCUAUCUCAGGUACUCAUUGAAUUCUUGAUGACGUAUCUGACUUGAGAUUUGCAAGGACUUGGAUACCAUUUGAAAUGGAAAAGAUUUUUCAUUGGGCUUUAACAUACUAAGAAAUAUGAAUGGGAAUCCCCAAAUCUUUCUCAGCUCUAAGCUUUGGCCUUGUACCUCACAGUCUAAAGAAGUUCUAAGAGCUUCUCUCUCUUCCUUACACUCAAGCUUUAGAAGUACUAGUAAAGCAGACUGGGCCCUUCAGUGUCAAUAGUGGCAAUGUGACUUGGCACUUUUUGUUGAUAAAAGCCUGUUUUGUUUUCCAUGAGGAGCUCCUUGGCUCACCCACUCCUUAGAGUGAGAGAAGAGGAAGUCAUCACAAAGUUUUAGUCAACUGCUGAACUAAUCCCUCCCCUGUGGAUGGUCAGGAUUGGCAUUUGGAUUGGCUGCUAGAGAGUCCUGCUGAUCCCAGAACCCUCCUGCCCUCCUGUUUGGCUCCAUUACUUAAGCAUAGGCCUACUGGCUACCUGUGGGUUCGUUGAGGAAAGAGCAAAUUGAGGAAUAUGUCACCACAUAGAGUGUGACCCUCACAUGGCACCUCCAAAGUUGCAGUGGACCCUGUGUCAGCAAUAUCAGUAACUUUCAUGUCUGCAUCCCCACCCCCAUCUCCUGACCUGCAAGAGUUCAAAACUAUGGGAAAGGUGAUGAGAAGAGAGACGAGAAGCAGUGCGGCAUGCUGCCUUUGCAAAGCCUGCGAGGCCAACCCAUCAUCACUGCCGGUCCCUGGGCUUCUCAGGACAGUGACUUGAAACAUUCAAAGAAGUAUUUAAGAGGAAUCUGGAGUUCCCCCCAUAUGAACUAAGGGAAUAUUUGGGCAAGAAAAAAAACAUACAAGGAAAUCCUUCUGAACAAAAUGGCUUCUUUACUUACUCUUUUUAAGCAAAAACUGUUUCCAAACUUUUUAGUGUCAAAUCUGUAACCAAGUGUCUCCUGAUUUUUCCCCAAUGUGUUUGGCAAGUGCUGUGACCCUGUUGUAGAUAUUUCUCCUGUGACUCUUGGGGAGAGGUGGUUUUAGGAUUGAUUUCGGGGGAGCAGAUUUUUGUCCCAUCCCACCCUCCUCUCUGUUUCUCUGCUUGUCAAUAUUGUCUGUGUGGUUCAGAGAAUUGGGGCAGUUACAUUUUGUCCAUUGUCAAGAUUAUUAAGAUAUUAAAAAGUAGUUGUAGAACUGAAAAAUUAAAGAGCUGUAUUUAAAGAAAAUGCAAACCAAUAUCAUGUUAAUAAAGGAAUUCAAGCUAUGGGGCAGCCAAACUCCCCCUCCUCCACCAGGUGGCCCUGGUGGCAGCUGGGCUAGCCGCUUGGACAGUACAAUGGCCACGCUGCAGGUAGGUGACUGCCUGGGUGAAAGAGACAACUGCUGAGGAAAAGGAAUAGGAAUCUGGGGCUCAGAGAGUCCCAAUUGUGCCAGAGAUUUUCCUAUAAGUCCUCAGGACCUCUGGGUAGAGAUUUCAAAGUUUGUGACCCUAUAACCACCCUCCCCCACAUUGGUCCCAGCUCAGUGUGCCUAAUACUGUGUGGUAGCCUGGGCUUGACUCUCAAGCCCCACACCUGGCAGCAGCCCUGUACAGGCCACAGAACCUCUUUCCUGCCCACUUGGUGCUAUAUCAUCCAGGGACCCUUCCAGUAUGGGCCAAGCACUGGCUGCUGGAGCCUGCAAUCCAGGCGAAUGAAUUGUACUCAGAUCUCAAUUCCUUCUGGCUUCAGGCCCUCGAUUCGUUCUCUUUAAAGCUUUUUAGACCCCAGAUCUCCCGAGCCCAGCCGGUCUCUCUUGGCCCCAGAGAUACCAUGGUCAGGAAAGGAAGUGAUCCCUGCUGAAGCCAGAGAAUCCACGCCCGGGCCAGAGCAAGGCCUCUGCGCCCAGCCCCUCUUCCACACCACGCCAGUAUCGCAUCCAUCCUCUAAUGCAACUGGACCUACCUGAGGGCAGCACAGCACCCGUUCGGUCCUACCCGCCCCGUGCAGGACUAGCCCAGGAAGGUUCCAAGCCCACCAGGAAACGUGGGGUCUCCCUGGGAUUCGCUCCCCUCUGCUUCAGAAGAGAAGUGCUGCACUCAGUGAGGAGCCAAGGAGCGCUGGGUGCUGACUCCUCGUAGCUUGAGUUCCUUUUGGAGACAGUAGCAGCUGCGAUGGUGGUGUCUGUGAUGCAAAUGCACCCGCUGCCUUCAACUAUGUGUGUGUGUGUGUGUAUAUGUGUGCGCGUGAUGGCCAGAGUCAUGUUACUGACAGGAUAAUGACAUUACAAAGAAAGUGUGUUAUAGUCAACUUUGCCUUGAUAAUUAUUGUAAACACUUUGUUCAUUUUUUUCUUUUUUAUUCACAAACUAAACCCAUCAGGAAAUUAUAAAGUUAUUUAAAAAUUG
Equus caballus (horse) is the source of this 9418-nucleotide messenger RNA. Lineage: Eukaryota; Metazoa; Chordata; Mammalia; Perissodactyla; Equidae. The record is from RefSeq and is a predicted model, not a curated record.